AAGGAGGCCGUGACGCAGCGGUUCUCGGCUCGUCGCGCGCUGAUGACGCCGGCGCCAUGAUGGCGGCGGGACGGCGAAGGUGAAGUUUUGGCGAGCGGGUGGAUCCGAACUAGCCACUCUCAGACCGGGAAAGCAGAAAUCCCACUACUCCAGGACAGCCGGGUUCACGAUGCCAACUUUGUGAAAGUCAUCCACCGUUUGCAAACUUCUCCUUCUCUGUGCCAUUUGUGUUGGCGGACCCUCGCACGUGGAUCCUUUUAAUUUUCUCCUGCUAGAAGUUGCUGUACCUAAACUAGGAGCAAUGUCCCUACUCUUCUCUCGCUCCAAGUUCAUAGUUGCCACAAAGAAGGAUAAGAGACACAUGGCUGAGGUGACUGCUUCUCCUCUCAAGCAUUUUGUCACCGCCAAGAAGAAAAUCAAUGGCAUCUUUGAGCAGCUGGGAGCCUACAUCGAGGAGAGCGCAACGUUUUUAGAAGACACCUACAGGAAUGUCGAGCUUGACCCCGUCACCACUGAAGAACAGGUACUGGAGGUCAAAGGUUACCUGUUAAAAGUGAGCAGCAUCAGGGAAGUGUUGGCCCGGCGGCACAUGAAAGUGGCCUUUUUUGGCAGGACAAGUAAUGGAAAAAGCACUGUGAUCAACGCCAUGCUAUGGGACAAAGUCCUCCCCUCGGGGAUUGGACAUACCACCAACUGCUUCCUGCGGGUGGAGGGCACCGAUGGCCACGAAGCCUUCCUACUCACGGAAGGCUCAGAGGAGAAAAAGAGCGUCAAGACUGUGAACCAGCUGGCCCACGCUCUCCACCAGAACGAGCUCCUGAAUGCCGGCAGCCUGGUCAGUGUGAUGUGGCCCAACUCCAAGUGUUCCCUCCUCAAAGACGACCUGGUUCUGAUGGACAGCCCAGGGAUUGACGUCACCACGGAGCUGGACAGCUGGAUCGACAAGUUCUGCUUGGACGCUGACGUGUUUGUGCUGGUGGCCAACUCGGAAUCCACCCUGAUGCAGACGGAGAAGCAGUUCUUCCACAAGGUGAGCGAACGCCUGUCUCGCCCCAACAUCUUCAUCCUCAACAACCGUUGGGACGCCUCUGCCUCGGAGCCGGAGUACAUGGAAGAGGUCCGGCGGCAACACAUGGAGCGUUGUACCAGCUUCCUGGUGGAUGAGCUCGGGGUCGUGGAUCGAGCGCAGGCGGGCGACCGUAUCUUCUUCGUGUCCGCAAAGGAAGUGGUGAACGCCAGGAUCCAGAAAGCUCAAGGAAUGCCAGAGGGAGGAGGUGCUCUUGCGGAGGGAUUUCAAGUGAGAAUGUUCGAGUUCCAGAAUUUUGAGAGGAGAUUCGAGGAGUGCAUCUCCCAGUCCGCAGUGAAGACUAAAUUUGAACAACACACCGUCCGAGCCAAACAGAUCGCGGAGGAUAUGCGCCUCAUCAUGGACUCUCUGCAAGUGGCCGCUCAGGAGCAGAGGGUUUACUGCCAGGAAAUGCGAGAAGAGCGGCAGGACCGGUUGGGUUUUAUUGACAAACAGCUGGAUCUCCUGACCCAGGACUACAAGUUUCGAAUUAAGCAGAUCACCGAGGAGGUGGAGCGGCAGGUAUCAAACGCAAUGGCCGAAGAGAUCAGACACCUGUCGGUCCUGGUGGAUGACUAUCAGAUGGACUUCCACCCAUCUCAGGUGGUGCUCAAGGUUUACAAGAAUGAACUGCAUCGACACAUCGAGGAAGGGCUAGGCCGCAACUUGUCUGACCGCUGCUCUAACAUCAUCACGGGUUCCCUGCAAACCAUGCAGCAGGAGAUGAUAGAUGGCCUGAAGCCCCUCCUGCCACCCUCCUUACGGACGCAAAUCGACAUGCUGAUCCCCCGCCAGGGCUUCGCCCUCAGCUACGACCUGAACUGCGACAAGCUCUGUGCCGAUUUUCAGGAGGACAUUGAAUUCCACUUCUCUCUUGGGUGGACUAUGCUCGUGAACAGGUUCCUGGGACCAAAGAACAGCCGCCGGGCCUUAAUGGGCUACAACGACCAGAUUCAGCGGCCCUUACCUUUAACCCCAGCGAACCCCAGCAUGCCGCCCUUGCCCCAAGGCUCUCUGACCCAGGAAGAGCUCAUGGUGUCGAUGGUGACUGGCCUAGCCUCGCUGACCUCCAGGACCUCCAUGGGCAUCCUUGUCGUCGGGGGAGUGGUGUGGAAGGCAGUGGGGUGGCGGCUGAUCGCCCUCUCCUUCGGGCUCUACGGCCUCCUCUACGUUUACGAGCGCCUGACCUGGACCACCAGAGCCAAGGAGAGAACCUUCAAGCGCCAGUUUGUGGAGUACGCCAGCGAGAAGCUGCAGCUCAUCGUCAGCUACACCGGCUCCAACUGCAGCCACCAAGUGCAACAGGAGCUCUCCGGGACGUUCGCUCAUUUGUGCCAACAAGUAGAUGUCACUCGGGAGACUCUGGAGCAGGAAAUUGCUGCCAUGAAUAAAAAAAUUGAAAUUCUAGAUUCACUGCAGAGCAAAGCAAAACUGCUCAGGAAUAAAGCAGGUUGGCUGGACAGCGAACUCAACAUGUUCACCCACCAGUACCUGCAGCCCAGCAGAUAGUUUGGGGAGCCCAGCCCCUGAGGAUACACAGAGAAGAAACGGGGAUGUCCGUUCCCAGCCGGAGUGCCGCGAAGGACGCCCCGAACCCCACGCUCCGAGGAGUAGACCGCCAGUUAUUGUGUAUAGCAUCUGCGUGAGUGGUAGCUUCCCGCUACUGUGUUGAGCCCUCACACACUAGUUAUUUAUUUCUCUCCCUGCCUGCUUUUGGAAUUAGGUGGUUUGCAGGAAGAAUUUUUGCCUCACACCCAUAAGGAGACUUGAUAAAAAAGACUGUAGUACUGAGAUUUCCUUUAAAACCCUCAUUGUCACUUCUAACUCAAGUUUUAAUUUAUUCCGAACCAUUUGGUCACUCGAUGAGUUCUCCCUCGAAACUUCUGGUAGUCCGGCCAUCUCUUUGAAUGGCGGAAGCGCAAGUUCAGUUGUGCCACUCUAAGGGUAUCAGGCAAAGUAAGUUAAUCGCCUGAACUCUGACUCCCGCUCAUGAGGAGCUGCCCACAAUUCCAAGCUCCUCCUCAGCUUAAGUACAGCUUGAGAGAGAAUCACUGCUCUUUUUAUAAGCCCUACUCCCUCCCCCCCAGGAUUAAUGUCCCUAAUUGGACUAGCCACAGUCAGGUUUAAGUCCCGUACAUCAUAGGAGAAUCCAUCCGUGGAAGAGUUUUUGCUUCGGCUCGCUUCAUCUUUAGGAUUUAGUCUCCCCUCACUUUGCAACUCUCAGUCUUCCGUCAGACAGCUCUUUGUCAGCAGGUUUGAUUUACUUCAGCAGCCCAGGGCAAGAAGGCUUCCAUGGGGACAAAUCUUAGCCAGUCCUCAAGCUCGUCCUGGAGUUGCCCCAGUGACUGCAGUUGGCAACUCAGGCGUAGAGUUACACGACAAAGCACGUGUCUGUGUGUGUGUAUGUGUGUGUUUGUGCAGGUGGUUUGGACAUUUGUCGCCGUGACCCGGGUGAUGGACUUUUCUUCCACCCUCCUCCAUGGUGGGUGAGUGAGUCUCGGUGGCUAGACGUCGUUUGCGUUGCGCUCUUAGGUGACUCUGCCGACGUCAGAGUUUCUUGGACUGAAUUAAAGAAAGCAGAGGAAAGAAGGUCCGGUGGACACUGUUGAGGAGGAGGAGAGAUGCUUAGGCAGUGAGGAUGUAUAAAGGCCACCCUGUCCGUUGCCCAUCACCACCUUUUCCCCAGGAUGAUGAUGGUCAGACGGAACCCAGUUGGCCUGGUCGGUUUGGACUGAGAGUCCCCCUGGCUUGGGCUUUCCACGAAAAACUGAAACUGCCCGAGUCUCCCCCGCUUCAUUUAGCUUAGGGCUAAACCAACCUAUCUGCAUUGCUUCCCAUUUAGUGCCAGUUGACCCUCGGGCUUAGAUGGCAGAUUGGGAAAACCCACUCACCUGACCAGCUUGGUCCCCUGGAGCAGGGUGGCAUGGACCGGUGCCCACCCUUGGGUUCCAUUUCCUCUAAAGAAUUAAGAUUCGGAAAGACUCUUUGCCCACCUGGUUGGGUGGCGCGAGAUUCUCUAAUCCGGGAUGCGGGAGAGAGCCUCAAAGGCUAAAAGCAUUUUGCAGUUGAAGAAGCUAUUUUCAGACAGAAGAGCUCUGCUACAGGAGGGUACUUUAUUUGAUUUUCAAAUCUGCCCUUCCUCCCCUCCUCUCCAGCCAAGUCCUUUGUUGACUAUUUGGAGAUCACUUUGAGGAAUUGGUUUUUUGGCUUUAGUUCAUGUCCUAAAAAGAGCAGGUUGCUAGGUGGCUAUCUUGAUUUCUCUGCUGCCACCCCAAAUGUUGUGAGCCAAAGUGACUCAAGAAUAGCUUGGUAGUGUUGUCUUACUGUCCCACGGAUAGGAUUUUGCUAUCUCUUUGUUCCCACUUGCUCCAAGAACCAUGAUCUCCAAUCUAUAGGAAGGAGCAAAAGAAUAGAACUCAUAAAACAGGAUAAAGAAACCUAGAGAGAAAUAUAAAGCUUGGCCUCGUAGCCACCUGCAUUUAUAAAAUCAGUGGAACUAAAAAACACAACUGUCAAUCAAUUUUUUUUCUACUUCAAAAUAAAAUGCACCUGCACCUCUUGAAUGUAGACUCGGGGAAUGAACUAAGGGGAUUUCGAGCCUCUUAUCCAAAAAAUGGUUAAGAUAUCAUCCUAAUGGAGGCAGGCCCUUUAUGAAAAAAAAGUUUGACGAACUGCACUUUAUUUUAAUGCUGCUAACCUUUUUCUCUUGCUUUUACGUUCAAUUCCUGGGGUGCCAAGGCCCACGCUUGGCAGUGAGUUUUCUCUCUGUUGUAUUUAAGGUGAGGGAAGUGCAUGAAUUAGUCCUGUAUCAUUGCAAAGAAUAUGGAAAACCAAAAUUAAAAAUGAGUUGGAAAACCA
This is a messenger RNA of Tachyglossus aculeatus (Australian echidna), 4924 nucleotides long. It is a transcript of the gene MFN2, whose product is annotated as mitofusin 2. Lineage: Eukaryota; Metazoa; Chordata; Mammalia; Monotremata; Tachyglossidae. The record is from RefSeq and is a predicted model, not a curated record. The transcript is spliced from 20 exons. Gene Ontology annotation, cellular component: mitochondrial outer membrane. Bases 302 to 2575 code for a protein of 757 amino acids. Gene Ontology annotation, molecular function: GTPase activity; GTP binding. Gene Ontology annotation, biological process: mitochondrion localization; mitochondrial fusion.